This is a messenger RNA of Thrips palmi, 618 nucleotides long. RefSeq names its product GS homeobox 1-like. The transcript has 3 exons. Lineage: Eukaryota; Metazoa; Arthropoda; Insecta; Thysanoptera; Thripidae. Gene Ontology annotation, cellular component: nucleus. Gene Ontology annotation, biological process: regulation of transcription by RNA polymerase II. The record is from RefSeq and is a predicted model, not a curated record. Gene Ontology annotation, molecular function: DNA-binding transcription factor activity, RNA polymerase II-specific; RNA polymerase II cis-regulatory region sequence-specific DNA binding. Bases 1 to 618 code for a protein of 205 amino acids.
AUGACGGCCGCGGGCCACGACUUCGGCGUCGGGCUGCUGGCGCUCUACAUGUGCAAGUCGCUGCUGCAGUGGUACGGCCUCCUGGAGAUGCCCGUGCUCCUGGAGCCGCCGGCCGCUACAUCGUCGAAUGAGUGCCGCGCCGUCAAACUCACCAAACUCACCUCCCUCUCUCUCUCUUUCGCAGACGACGCCGCGCCGCUGGACCUGAAGGGCGGCGCCAUGGAGCCGGGCUCCAGCAAGCGCAAGCGCACCGCCUUCACCAGCACGCAGCUGCUGGAGCUGGAGAGGCAGUUCGCGUCCACCAUGUACCUGACCAGGAUGCAGCGCAUCCAGAUCGCCACGGCGCUGCGGCUCAGCGAGAACCAGGUCAAGAUCUGGUUCCAGAACAGGCGCGUCAAGCGCAAGAAGGAGGAGGAGGGCGAGGGCGUCGGCCACGCCGGCCACGGCCACGCCGACAAGUGCUGCUGCCUGCGCAGCUGCGGCGCCGCCAAGAAGCCCAAGGUGGCGGACUCGGAGGCCCCCGGCGCCCUCGCCGACGUCCGUCGAGAUCCUAGGCUAGCUACUGUUAAUUGUUUAAGACUGUACAUAGAGUAUGAAUUGUUUUGCACCGAGUCAUAG